Messenger RNA from Brassica rapa (field mustard), 5143 nucleotides. RefSeq lists its product as uncharacterized. The record is from RefSeq and is a predicted model, not a curated record. Lineage: Eukaryota; Viridiplantae; Streptophyta; Magnoliopsida; Brassicales; Brassicaceae.
GGAUAGUAAAAUAUUUAUUCUGAAAAUAAUAAAAUAUAAAACACUGUCAUUAAAAUACACAUAAAUUAUUUAAAAACUUAUUUAAAAAAUAUAUAAAUACAAAAUAAAACUAUCGUAAAUUCCAUAUAAACAUAUAUAUAUAUAUAUAUUUUUUUAAUUUUAUCUCAAAUGCCUUUUAUAUUUGACCUCAAAUGCUAUUAUACAAGUAAUUGAGCAUUAUAAAAAUAUUAAUAUCAUACAUUUGAUAUUUUUCUAAAAUAAUUUUUGCACAUAUUUCUAUGGUUAUUUUUGUUUAAUUAAUUAAAAUAUUGACUUUUAAAAUAAAAUUUCCUUUUGAAAUAUUUUUGAAAUUCUUUUAGUUUGCAAGUAAGAGAACUUCUUCUAAUCUACAAGUAUGAUCAAAUAUUUUUUGAGUGUUGAGAAGAAAAACUCGAAAGUUGUAUGUAUAAUCACUUACCCAUUUUAUAUUAAUAAAGCACAAAAAAUGUAUUGUGAUGUGAUGGUGAAAAACGGAUGAUAGUGGGAAUGGGGCAAAUAGAAAAGAAAGACCAGUUACAAAAUAAUAAAUAAACAAAGACUAAUUAAAAGAAAAUGAUAAAUAAUAAUUGCAUAAUAAAAAAAAUCUUCGUAGAAAACUGGAAAAAAACUAAAAAAACACAGAUUUUGGUUUUUGGGUAGAAUUAGGUAGUUAUUUGAAAAACUAGUUUCCCUAGUUUUUAGGGAAUCAUUUUUAACAAAAUCUUGAUUGGCAAAUAAAGUAGUUUUUCAGAAACAAAAACCAAAAACCAUUUUAAAAAUUACAAACAAUCAACCUCAUAAUCUAAACCCUAAACCCUAUAAAUAGAUUAACAUCAACAUACAAUCUAAAGUAUAAAAUACAUAAAGCAUUUCACACCAUGAAGUAUAUUAUACGAUAUGAUUAUUUUAUGGCAUAAAAAAGAAGAUAAUACGAAAUGUUAUACAGAUAUGAAGAAUUAUAAUAACAAUCGUUUUAUGUUAUACCGUAUUAAAUGAUAUGAUUGUUUUACUCUUAACAAUAUAGGGUAACUUGUUUUCUAAUAUUAAAACUGUAAUGGUAUACAAUAUAUUACUCCAUCGAUUUCAUUUUAAUUAUUGUUUCACACUUAUAAACAUAGAAUAAAAAAAUAUUUUUUUAUUUACUAAACAAAAACAUCAUUAUCAAUAAACAUAAUCACCUUUCAAUCUAUAGAAACUAGAAGGACAGUAGCCUAUUGGUUAAGGUUUAAAGGCUUCUACAUCCAGGUUUGGGAUUCAAAUCCCAGACUAUGCAAUUUAUUGUAGAUUACAGAAAAUCCAGGUUUCAAGUUCCGCAGAGAGCGGUUUAUUAAACAAUUAUACAGACUACAGAGAAAAGGCUUGCAAGGGAUCUUCAACAUGGUGCAAGUAAAUCUGGCCAGACGUGGAUCUUCAUAGGACGGCUCAGGUGAUGCAGUUAGGCAUAGGUCUUCAUAAGGCAGGUAAUAUUGUCGGUUGUCGAAUUGUCUAUGUAAUCUUUCCUAUAUCAUAAUUGUAAGAUCGUAAUAAAUCAGCGUCAAAAAAAAAAUCAAUAAAAACUAGAAAAUAAAACCAAUAAAUUUUGAUUUGAAAUUAUAAAACGAUAUUUAUUUUGAAAAAUAAAUUUUACUCUACCGCGAUAACUAAAAUGAAACGGAGAGAGUAUAUAUUAUUUUUAUAAAAUUUCAAGAAUCAGGGCUGUUUGUAAUAAUAUCUCAUUUUGAGAAAAGAAUUUGACGUCAAUAAGAGUUAAAGACCAAAGACGAAUAUUCUAUAACUAGCGACCAAAGAAAAGAAACAAAUCUAAAGAGCAUUAAAUUUUCUCUCCGACAAGACAUGCUUUCCAUCAUUUCUCUUUCAUCAAAAUCUUUCUUGUUCCCUUUUCUCUCUCUCUCUUCCAAAAAUCUCUCCUUUAUCCCCGCAAAGAACCAAAAAAAACAAAAAAAAACUCACACUCGACUAAUGUCGCCGGCAACAGAACUUCACGGCUCGUUCCUCAGCCGACUCAGCUUCCGCCGCAGCCAGAUCGUGUCCAUGGACGUCAACCACGAGCAACAGCUCCAAGAACUCGAGUAUUUCCAGAACCACGUCUCCGAGCGUUUCUCCGAGUUCAUCUCUCCAUCGCCGCCGUCUGAUCCAGUUCUCUCGAUCCCCUGGCUACGGAACCUCCUCCACGUUUUCAUCUCCUGCGAAACGGAGUUCAAGGAAGUCCUCCCGACCACUGCUCAGAUCUCGAAAACGCCUUCGCUGGAGAAGGCUUUGUCGGAAAUGCUCGAUCGGAUCUUAAAGUCGCUCGAUAUCUGUAACGCCGUCGUUAACGGCAUCGAAUCCGUUAAAAAAAGCCGGCGUCUUGCGGAGAUAGCCGUAACGGCGCUUAAACAACGGCCGUUAUGUAGCGGAAGCGUUCGCAGAGCCAAACGCGCGUUAGCAAGCCUCCUCGUUAGCUUAAACGCCGAUGUGAAAGAUAGGAACAGCGGUGGGAGUAGUAGACGGAGGACAACGUCGCGGUCGUGGUCGUUUGGACAGCGCAGCAGCCACGUAAGCAAGAAUUGGUCUGCAGCGAAGCAGAUUCAGGCAAUGGUGGCUAAUCUUGUGCCACCACGUGGAGCAGAAGCGAUGCCGGUUUACAUAAUGAGCAGUGUUAUGGUUUUGGUGAUGUGGGUGCUUGUUGCUGCGGUUCCUUGCCAGACAAGCAGCGUUCCCGUGGCGCCGUUGCAGCUUCCUAAGCAUCAGAGCUGGGGUAGCAAUGCUGUGAAUGUUCAGGAGAGGGUUGGUGAAGAGGUGAAAGGGAAGGAGAAGCGUGGGGGUGGGUUGAUGGAGGAGAUGCAGAGGAUGGAGAGUGUUGGGUUGUCUUUGAUGGAGUUCACGGAGAGGUUUAGGUUUCCGGGAGAGGAAGAGGAAGAGGAAGAGGUUGAGGAGAAGGUUGAUGAGAUGGAUGAGAUUUGUCGGAGAAUGGAAGUGGGAUUGGAGGAUUUGCAGAGACAAGUGAGAGCAGUGUUCCAAAGAUUGGUGAGAAUCAGACUAGAGAUUGUUUCUGUGCUUGAUCUAAAUCUGUAAAUCUUAAAUAACAACAUUAAUAUUUUUAUCUCUUUUUUUUCUUUCUAGAUAAGACUAAUCUUUGAAAGAUCUUGCUGUGUAUAAGCUACAAUUCGUAUACAUAUACACCAUGUUUGGUUUCUGGUAUAUGAAAACUGCAAAAUUAUAUUGACCAGAGAUUAAUAGAUUCAUAGUGUCCUGACUUGUGAUUGUUUCCAGAAGCUUUCCUAUGUUUCUUACCGGGGCGCUUUGGUUCUGUUCUGUCUGCUUCCAUUAGUGUCUGAAGCUGGUGUGUAUUGUUGAUGUGUGCUCUUCUGUCAGCUAUUUCUUUCAAUGUAUGCAACUCAAGAUCUUUAAGAAAAUUUACAGAGAGUGAGAUAGAAACCUCUAAAACUGUCUGGAGGAAACUCAUGUGCUUGUCUGGUGUGGAUGAUUGGACCGCACGGGUGCCACACUUCCUUAUCAAAAUCUCAACUAUGAUCGUUACCUAAAUGCACAUCUUUAAUAAGUCAAUCAUCACGUUUGAGGAAGGAGAAGGAAACUAAAGUUAAACACACACUAUCAUUGUCACCUUUGAUUUAAAGUAAAUGUCUUGAAACAGACGACCAGGGGAGAAAAAAAAAACUUUCACAAAACCCAAAACAGCCUGGAGAUGCACGGAAACGCAUGAGAAACUUAAGGAGAAAACCAAGCUUACAUACUUAGAGCAACAGCAGCCUGUGGAGUUACUUUUAUAAUCUCAAUUGAUUUGGUGUGAAGCAAUGAUAAAACAGAGGAAAGAAGCUCUCAGGUGACGAUAAUAAGCAUAUCUCAGUCUCUUUGUAUAUCAAGACAGAUACCGCAGUCAUAUGAGAGAUAACGAGAGUGGACUAAACUGAUACCAGGGAGCUCCUCUCAUGCACUUUCCAUGUUAACCAGUACGCAUCACAAGGCCACAAGCUGCUUUACUAUGUUCUUCUUUUCCCUGUAUAUACAAAGCCAAGAUAAUGCUAAACAAAUGUCAAAACUUGUCUAGUAAUUCUAUUGUUUAAUUCAAACAGUAUGCUUACUUACAUCUCAAAGUGUAAGGAUCAUUUCGUUCAGGAUAAGGAAAGCCUUCUCAUUCUCCUCCUAGGAGCUUGACUGUAGGAAAAAUGUAAUAUAUUAAGAAUAUUAGUCAAUGUUUUCAUAAAGCAACACUGAACUAUACAUCUUUAUAUAAGAAAACAGCAUGGACAUACUAUAGUUCAAGUUUGAUGAAUAGUCUUUCAUUAACAACAAACGCCAUAUACAUAUAUGGCAGAGAGAGAUGGAAUUGUAGCAGUAUACGAUCGGAGAGAACCAAAUAUUUUCUCCAGAUACUCUUGAGCACCAAAUCUUUUAACCUAAACUCACAAACCAAGAUUGCUUUGUCACCACAAUAUGAUAUAUUUUUUUUGGUAAAAAUUGAAGCCUGGCUUGUCCAAAAUGAGUUCAUAGAAACUGCAACUGCAACUAGAGAAAGCUCAACAUCUUAUAAAAGCGUUGACGUCAAAGCUUAGAAUCAUGAAGAAAAAUAUUAGAAGCUUGAUAGUUUUCUUCUUCCUUUAGAACUCUGUUUUCUCUGUUGAUUCUCUGACAUGUCUUCCUCAUUUCUGCUCUAUAGUGUUUCUACAUGUAUCUAUUGGCGAGUGAGAGUAGAUUUGGCGUUUUAUGAACGUGAAAUCAAAUGCUCCGUGUUACUGUUCAUUAUCACUUUUAAUCAUGAGUUUCCCUGUAUUAUUCUCCAUCUUCGAACGCAGUUUCGUCGUUAUCAUCUGCUCGUUCUUGCUGUCCUGUUUCAAAGGCCGCCAUACCCAAACCCACUUUGAUUGAUCCUGGUUUCUUCCCCCGGUGGCCAGCGCUUGUAGCUUAUGCCCAUGGAGACCUCUUUUCUUCUCCUUUCCGUUGAUGUAUUAGUUCGCGGAGUACUAUACAUGAGGUACUACGUAACGUGUUGCAUGAAGCUGGAGCCAUAUUGAAGUUCAUGUAUUGAUUUCUUGAACUUAGAAAAGGAAAAGGAAUAAUGUGUGAAAACAAAUAGGCGUUUUCCAUUAAGCAAAAGAGAAUUUGUUUGAAGAAAAAAAUUGUCAUU